UUUUGAGACGCCGGUGUCGUCACUCAGAGGAAACAGAGCCAAACAUCAGCCAUCGAGGUGAAGGCGCGGUUGCAUCGCUAUCUUGAUAACUUACCGUCAUCAUGUCCCGCCAGGACAAAGCGACCACCGAGCGAUUUACGAAGACUUUACGAGAGCUUGUCAAGAAACCGGAAAACAAGCUGUGUGCAGACUGCAAGCGUAAUGGUGCGCGCCUAUUUCACUCUGAUAUCUCGAAUGGCGUCUUUCUUUGUAUACGAUGUUCAGGCAUCCAUCGUGGCAUGGGCACCCAUAUUAGUCGUGUCAAGUCUGUAGACCUGGACGUCUGGACCCCGGAACAAAUGGAGUCCAUUCAAAAAUGGGGAAACUACCGAGCGAAUCUUUACUGGGAAGCUCAUCUCAAAGCUGGACAUAUUCCUCCUGAUCAUAAAAUGGAAUCUUUUAUACGAUCCAAAUAUGAAUCACGGCGGUGGGCGAUGGAAGGACCUCCACCACAGGAUCCAUCGAUGCUAGAAAAUGGAUCGAGCGCAACGCCGCCACCGCCGCCGCCACAGCAGCAACAGCAAUCAGCCACACCGGUGCACCAAACUGCACGCGCUAGCCCUUCUCGCGUUCCUGUGACCAACCGUCAACCCCAGCCGCAUCACCUACUCUCUGCCAGUUACGCGUCACAGCACAAGACACAACCUACUCCUGCUGCUGCUGCUCCAGCUCCAGCCCCGCCACCACCGCAACCGAAACCGAGCGAUGACCUCUUUUCGCUCGAUUUCCAUUCCCCCGUUUCAUCAUCACCACCUCCACAGCAGGAUACUCAGCAAAAGAAAGACGUCAAGCAGGACAUACUAUCGCUGUUCUCUUCCCCCCCGUCCGCUGCGCCCACACCAACUUCUCCUUGGGGACAGCCUCAGCCUCAGCAGCAGCAACAACAGCAACAGACAACAAGCAUGAUAGGCGCGAAUGGGGCAGGAAUGUGGGGCGUCAGUUCAGGAUGGAAUUCAGCGGCAGCUCCUCCCCCUCCCCCUCAGCAAAGUCUUUGGGGCGCCUCAGCCCCGCAGCAGCCACAAUCGCAGCCGUCUUUAUUUGCUAGCAGCGCUGCCAUCUGGGGAACGCCUGCGCCGUCAAACGGGAUCAGCCAAACGUCGAAUGAUCUCUUCAGGCUCAAGAAGGAUGAUGUCUUUGGAGAUAUUUGGGGGGAUUUUAAGUGAAGCAUCGCAUAUCCUGUAUGCAUAGUAGGUACUUCAUAAAUCUAGACUUUUUCAAGGAGUGGAAAGAUUGUAUCUUCAAAAAGCCGAAGGGAACGGUGGCCUUGAUAUGGCAGAGCAUCCGAUAUCAACCCUGUAACCACCAGAUCAUUCAUUUUC
This is a messenger RNA of Desarmillaria tabescens, 1358 nucleotides long. RefSeq lists its product as uncharacterized. The record is from RefSeq and is a predicted model, not a curated record. Lineage: Eukaryota; Fungi; Basidiomycota; Agaricomycetes; Agaricales; Physalacriaceae. The transcript has 5 exons. Gene Ontology annotation, cellular component: cytoplasm. Gene Ontology annotation, molecular function: GTPase activator activity. Bases 102 to 1202 code for a protein of 366 amino acids.